Messenger RNA from Liolophura sinensis, 3847 nucleotides. RefSeq lists its product as uncharacterized. Lineage: Eukaryota; Metazoa; Mollusca; Polyplacophora; Chitonida; Chitonidae. Gene Ontology annotation, cellular component: membrane. Gene Ontology annotation, biological process: proteolysis. The transcript is spliced from 22 exons. The record is from RefSeq and is a predicted model, not a curated record. The coding region runs from base 653 to 3787 and encodes 1044 amino acids. Gene Ontology annotation, molecular function: protein binding; serine-type endopeptidase activity.
UAGUAGAUAUACAGUAGAUUAUUCUUCUGUGUAGAUGUAAUUUUAGAAUGCUUACUGGGAAUAACACAGCGUAUGACACAGCGGAAUUGCACCCCAAUGGUGAGACAGAAGAAUAAAAGAAUCUACAGAAAUGUCCAACUCAUAACUACUCAGAAUAAAUCCCCCGGUUUGAAUUACCCAAAAUUUAUAUGUACUAAGAAAAGAGUGCGCGCCUUUAGUUCGCGAUUGUUGCCUAUCAGUGAAGGGUAAGAAUACAAAAUGCGCACACAAGUGUAAACGGUCUUCUAACCGGCUGGGUGUAAUAGACACCGAACUGCAAGGACUAUAAGCGACCCGCCGUGGCUAUGUUAGCAUUAUGUACCUGUCUACAUUCACGUCAUGCGCGUUUGCCCGAAUGAUAAUCAUGGCUGAAGUCGUCGGUGUUUACGUUUAAUCUGAACACAUCAAAAAGGCUACGGAACUUUAAGAAGGGCUAUAAGCGCAGGUGUUGCCCGUGUUCUGUGGACAGCAUCGACAAAGUUUGUCAGUGAUACAACCGAGGCAGAUGACACGGCUGAACCAUUGGGCUCUGAUGAAGUAAAACAGAUAAAAAUUGUAAACUCAUAAUGGAGGUAACUCUUUGGAGAUUACUUUGAAUACAGACGACCCAGCCAUGGACGUCACACUAGGACAAAAACGAAAGGGCUCUUCUGAAAUCGGAAUUGGACGAAAAGUAAGCGACUCAAUCCUGUGCUCCAAAUGGUCUGCCACAACCGAGCGAGCCUACCAGAUUAAUGAGGGCGCUAGUUUUGAUACGACGGACUCGAGUUCAAAUCCAAUUUCUUCCCAAAAUGGGGUGCAUUCCGAAGAUUGGUGCCAGCAGAAGAAAACCAACGGAAAGAAGUCUGUGUACAGGUGUGCUGUGGUGACGAUGUGUGUAGCGGUUCUCCUUUGCAUCGCCGCCGGCAUUGCCGUUGCCGUGGUACUAACAUUGAACCCAACAAUUACAAAAGGUGACCCGGAGACUAUAGACGUUGAAGGUCAGAUUGUCCUCAAAGACAAGUGGUCAGAAGCACUGGGAGAUAAGUCCUCGAAGGAGUACCAAAACAAGGUUGCUUCUAUUAAGUCUGAGCUUGAUCAAGCGUUUAAGGCGGGGAAAGUAAAAUCAAUUUAUGAGGACGUGAAAAUCACAAACCUAAGUCCCGGCAGCAUUAUUGUUGAUUUUGUGGUACUGCUAAAAGUGCCAUCAAAUGACAUAUCCUUCAAGGACGGCGCUGUUGUGGUGAAGCUAGAGGACGGAAGUGACGUAGAGGUCACGGGUCUGAUAAAAGAUACCAUCAGUAGAGAAGUCAGCAUGGACAUGGAUGAUGACAUGACGAUGGUGAAAGUGUCAAUUCCAGUAGAAGUGACCCCUCGAGUACAGCCUGACAAUACGGAAUUACCCACGCUAACAUCCAAGUCAACUACAGUUGGUCUCCCCUGUCGUAGAAACACAUUUCGUUGUGGAAAUGGCGCCUGCAUUCCUCGCGAUUGGGUGUGUGACUCGAGGCCUGAUUGCUCAGACAACAGUGACGAGCACCCCGAUAUCUGUGGUCAAAAUGGCACGACAGUCCUUACUGACGUGGCCAGUAGGAUGACAACACAAAGACCAAGAACAACACCGACGACGACUUCGGGAUGGCUAAGAAAAACGACAUCGUUCACAGGAAACAACACACUUCCGAGUACUGCUUGUGCAUCCAAUGAAUUCCACUGUGGGAAUGGCCGAUGUAUACCUGUGCAAUUUCGAUGUGACGGAACAUCUCUUUGUCAAGGCGGUGAAGACGAGAUAGGCUGCCUACAAUCGUCCGGUAAUCGCAUUCACGUGAACACAAACGGACAUGUGAGACCUUUAUGCAGCGGACCUUCCAUGGUGGACAACAGAAAAGUCGCAAAGAGUGUCUGUACCUCCAUGGGAUUUUCAAAACUCGAAUCUGUUUCAGCUGUCGAAUCUGAGAGAAUACCGCUCGGAGUGAUUUUCUACCCGUCGCCUGACUACACUGGCUACAUGGGAAAUUUCCAGCCUAUCGUCUCAAUAGACUGCUCACCACUGGACAUCAAGUGCAAGGACGAAGGUAACUACUAUUUACAUUUCACCAACUGCGGUGUGUCGACUAUUCCUUUGGCGGCUAACUACAUCCAGCGUGGACACGACGCGUUACCGGGUCAGUGGCCUUGGCAGAUCCAGCUGUUGCUAUCAGGACGUCAUCAAUGUGGUGGAACACUGUUAAACGAACGAUGGGUGCUGACAGCUACACAUUGCGUGGAUGACGAUUCAGCAGAGGAUUUUCGUGUUAUUCUGGGCUCUCACGCAAGAAGCAUUGUAGAGGAUACGGAAAUCAGUCGCUCCGUUGUCAAAAUCAUCAAUCACCCGAGUUUCAGGGAUGAGGGCUUGGUACUAAGGAAUGAUAUUUCCUUGCUGCUCCUGAACGAGUCUGUACCGUUCACAGACUUCAUCAAGCCAGCCUGCAUGCCUCAAGAUCCCCUGAACAUUAGGAAGACAUGUUACUUAACCGGCUGGGGUCAUACAGAAUCGGGAAAUACACCUGACAUCCUUCAGCAGAUCCGAGUGAGUGUCAUGGUGGGCAAAGCAUGCAACCAGUUCCGCGACAACCCGGACAUCUUAGACUCGAUGGUGUGUGGGACAACCUACACGCGCAUUUCACCAGCUUGCUACGGGGACAGUGGUGGCCCAAUGUCGUGUCUGAACAGCGCGGGCCGAUGGGAAGUGCACGGGGUUGCCAGCUUUGGUCCCAGGGGCUGUAGAGACUCUGGCCAAGCUGACAAUAUUAUAGUGUACUCUAACGUCCAUUAUUUCCAGGAUUGGGUAAAACAAUACUCAGAGUGCCGCUUCCGGUGUUCAGAUGGGUCUUGUCUCUACGAUAACAGUAAAGUGUGCGACGGAGUGGUGGACUGCGAAGACGGCACUGACGAAAGCGACAUUUGUGAACCAUCCGUAACAUGUACUUUCGAAUAUAACAACAUCUGUGGGUAUACGGCUGAAAAUAUGACGACUUUGAACGACACACGCAGUGGUUUAUCCUGGCUUCACAAAGAAUGGAGCGGAGGGCUGAAGGAUCACACCACCUCGACAGUCGCAGGUCGAUUUAUGAGCUCUCCGUAUGGGUACGACAUCUCGAUAAAUCCGUUCUACGACCUAAGAUCUCCAAAUCUAUCGGAAUCAAACAACGCCUCCUGUCUACGGUUCUACUUUCACAUACCUCACAUACGGUCGGGUUUUGCCAGACUGGAUGGUGACAUCCUGCGGGUGGUGGCUGUCGAUACCAACGGAACAGAACAGCUGCUGUGGGCAGUUGAUGUCAGUUUUGGACCUAGUUGGAAUCUGGCCACAGUGACGCUACCGGCUUUAACCCAUUCUGUUGUGUUCAGAGCCAAAUACAGUGUUUCCAUCGACGACGUGGAGCUUGUUGAAAACCAAGCGUGCCCACCUAUUGUGUGUCCUGGGGAGUCGGAAGUGGCCUGUGACAUCCCGAGCUUCUGUAUGAACACCAGUGCCAUGUGUGACUCCAUAAAGCAGUGUAAAGAUGACCCUACAAGCUAUGAUGAAGAGCCAAAAUACUGCGGAGCGUCUGUGGAUUGUGAUUUUGAAGACGACUACGCGUGUGGCUACACAUCCGCUCCCCUCAGGCUAGGGUGGGAGAGAACAAACAUAGGCCCUAAGAAAGGCCGUUAUUUCAGCGGUGGCAAAGAUUACGCCAUGGUUCUGACGAUUCGCGGUGAUCUUUUCCGGUGGGAUGGAACCCCAUGAUUUCCCGGUGGAAGGUAAAACUUUCACUUCCAAAAGUCAAUGUGAAGGGUGAUGAAUCCU